Molecule: messenger RNA, 1084 nt
Organism: Drosophila simulans
Lineage: Eukaryota; Metazoa; Arthropoda; Insecta; Diptera; Drosophilidae
Product: nascent polypeptide-associated complex subunit beta-like
Exons: 2
Coding region: 174-932 (252 amino acids)
Cellular component (GO): nascent polypeptide-associated complex; cytosol
Source: RefSeq, a predicted model, not a curated record
AGAUCUGGCAACCCUUUUAGCACGCGUCACAAACUCAAAGAAGUCGAUAACUUUGCAGUCUACCAAUACCAUUUCCUAUUUGGCGUGAGGACAUAAGUUGAUUCACAUCUUAGAGCGGAUAUUACUUAACUAUUUGCAAAGCACAGCAUUUCCAAGGAUUUCUCAACGGAACUAUGGAUUUCAACAAGAUGAAGAAAAUGGAGCAGGCGGUUCGCAUUGGCGGCAAGGGAUCGGUGCGCCGCAAGCACAAGAGACUCCCAUCGGCUGCGGCCACUGAAAGGCGCGUGCAGGCCGAAUUAGCCAUGUUACCGUUGAAUGAGCUCCACGAUAUCCAUGAGGUGGCCAUCGAGUUCACCGAUUCCAGUGAGGUUGUGUUUACCAUGCCCAAGGUUCGGGGUAGCAAUCAAAAUUCUUUUUUCGUGGUUAGUGGCGAUAUCGUGCGCAAGUCGUCAACAGCUGGCGCAUCGAAAGUGGCCAAGGCACCCAAGCCAGCCAAUCCACCCAAGCCAGAAUCAGAGGAGUCCAUUAAGGUGGUGGCCAAGAAGCCCAAGAAGCCGCGCAAUCGUGUUCGUCCUCGCAACAAGAAGGUGCAAAUGAUGCUCUUCAAAAACGAUGAAGAAGUGGCCAUGGCUGGCGGGGAUUCGGAGCCGAAGCUUAGCAAUGGUAAAUCAAUUUUGAUCUCCUCUGAAGAUGCUAGCGAUCCGGAUAAUGACAACGUGCCAUCGGAUGAGUCUGAUGUGGAUCAGACCAUCGUCUGCGACAAAGAUUCGCUGGAAAGCGGCGAUGAUUCCUCUGAAGAUGGUGGCGAUCCGGAUAAUGACAACGUGCCAUCGGAUGAGUCUGAUGUGGAUAAGACCAUCGUCUGCGACAAAGAUUCGCUGGAAAGCGGCGAUGAUUCCGAUGGCAAGGAGGACGAUGACAGUAAGGAGUGAAACUACCAAUUUUCUACUCCGAUUACUAUGGUCCUGCGGAGCAGGUGAAUCCGAAGACUCAACGCGCAUAGGUCUCCGAGGACGAAGAUUAGACAUACUCAUUUGUUGAUACAUUUGUACCAAUUUUCUAAAUAAAUCGCAUACUAAAUACA